UUUCAAUGAAAUGUGAAAACACUGGAGCAGACGCAGAGCUAGGAAGGCAUUCGAACGAUAUUUGCUUAGCAGUUCCAACUACCAUAGCAGUAAGACUCAAGGCUGUAGAGCAGCAAUGUGCUAUUAUAUUUCUGAAAGAACCAAUAAUAUCACGAACCUGAGUCUUACAGCGCACAGACACGGAUUAUUCAUGCAACGUACAACCAUGUUUAAGACUCUGGUCUAUGGUCAUCAUUAAGAACCGCGUAAGAAUCCAGGACAGCAGUACCACUGUUAAAAAAAAAAAGGACAUCGCAAUCCCUUUUUAUCUGUACCACCAAAUUCACUUUGCGUUCGGGAGGGACUUCGCUGUGAAAACCGAAACCGAGACUGCAAAGCCGACGCAACGUACUGAGGGGGCGCCACAUGAUCAUUUUCGACGCCAUUUACAAAGUUGGUUUUAAUUAUUCUAUGGGGAGCGCGUAAUCUGGAAGCUCCGAAACUAUGCGGCCGACGCACGUGUUGUUGUAAAGUGCGGUUGGAGCCUUCGGUUUAUUUUCGCUAUUGUCAGUCGUUCGCCAUCUUGGACGUUCACCUACCAGUCAAGAGAGACUUCUGAAACGGUUCGCGAUCAGUGAACGGUGCGGCCGUUCUCUUAUCUGGAUAUGCCGGAGUAUGCGUAUCGCCUCUGUGGCUUCGCCAGCGGAGUCGAUGGGAGAUCUGUCAACUUCAAGGAACCCCUGCCCCACGCCCGUGUCUGCGGUUUGUGCGGCUUCGUGCCUAUGAAACUAGCAGUGCUUCCUUGCCUUCACGUCUUGUGUAGUUCUUGCCUUGGAGGCUGUGCACAGGGCGAUGGUGCUGCCUGCUGUCCCAUGGACAAAACGACGUUCCAGGUGGAAAACGAAGUCCAGUGGGUGUCGCCCCCUCGCGCCUACUUCGAGAAACAGCGGGUGAGCUGUUGGAAUGCUAGCAAUGGCUGCGACUUCGAAGGUCCCGUUGGAGAACUGCUGGAUCACUUCGAGAACCACUGCUCCUUCCACGCCACCACGUGCCCCCGCUGCCAGGAAAACGUAACGCGCGGCAACCUGCCGAGUCACUACACCGCCGGAUGCGCCGCCGCGCCGCGCAUAGAUGGCAGAGGCGACGCGGCAGUCAUGAUGCACACGAAUGAGCUGCCGAGCCUCAACGCAGCUCUAUGCUCGUACCACGACUUGCUGACGUCCAUACAGAGCCAGAUGAACGAGCUGACGGAGCUGGUCACCGGCAUCAGCGCCGCAAUUGUGGAGCGGGAACUAGAGCUUCGUCCCGACGCCACCACCAGACGAGGAGCGCAACCAGGCGCAGAUCUAGACACCAUCCUGAUGCCGUUUGCACAAACUAGCGCUGCAAUAACUGAGCGUUUCGACAAUAUGAACCGCUCUCUGCCUCUGGAAGAUAACUUCGGCGUCUUCAGUGGCGAGACACUUGGUGGUGGCGCUACCAGGGCCACAGAGCGGGAAAUAAUGCAAUCAUCCUCGAACGACAAGGACUGGGGCUGGUGGUGGAAUGCUAAUAAUGCAAUCAUCCCUGAACGAGCUGGACCGAGGGUGGCGGAACGACCGGGACAGGGGGUGGAGCACUGGGACGGAGCGGGGGUGAGGGGCCGAGGACUCCGGGAAUUCCGAGUUACUGACCGACGAUCGGGCUGGGACCACACAUACGGUCCCAGCCCGCUCACUGGGACGUGGGCGCAAUGCUAGAGGCACAGAAUAAUAAGAAUUAAAAAAAAGAUUUAGAGAAGGGAAGCUGUACCUUGCAUGAUACAGCUUGCACAAGUUGGUUCAACGUUAGCAAUGAUAAAGCAGCACGAAAGGCAUAGACCAAAAAAAUAGAUACACGCACAAGUACUGUGUGUUUACAUCUUCCUUCGUUCGCGUCUUUCGCGUUGGUUGGAUAUUUCUAAAGUUCAUUAGAAAUUACCGUAGCGUGCAUUUUUGUGGCCUCAAUCACUAGCCAUUCCACUGGCUCCAUUCUACACUUCCAUACCUCACUAUUAAAGCACCUGCCAAGGCAUUUCCUGCAGUAAAAAUGGUUCAUCCCACCCCAGAGUCUGCAACGUUGCUUAUAGAUGAGGAUGGCGAUAUGGACUUGUUGGUUAGUCAUCAUGCAACGGUAUCUGGUAUGGUGCAGCAGAACACAUACAAGAAACGACAGACGGACACAAGCAUUAUGUUCGUUUGUCUCUGUUCUUCUUGUGCCCGUGUUUUGCUGUGCUAUACCAGAUACCAUUCUAUGUUGCUUGUAGAGCCCUGUGUUGGAAUAGUGUCGCAUCUAUUCGCGACAAUUUUGCUGUUAAAAGAAAGAAACUGUGGUACUUAGGCAAGUCAUGGGGAUGCAACGAUUUUAUGAAGUUAUAACUGUUAGCCAGUAUAUCGCCAUGAAAGUAUGGGUACCAUAAUGUCUUCAUAUCAGCAGAAGUCUAGUUAAAUGUAAAUGCUUGUUUAGAAAUACGUCUACUUAAAAUGUGUUAUUUUUUUUUCUUCAUCUAGUGUUUCAUGUUAGAGCUUUUUUGUGUGCACAUGUGAUUCGAACCAAGAUAUAGUUGGAAGACAGCAUUGCCUACAGCAAGUAGUUUCUCCUGCAUGCUUCUGCACUGCCUCUUGUUAAUGCACAAAAUCAGUACCACCUCUCCUUGACGCCUAUGGUGUUGAAAGUCUUAACUGCGACUAAUAAUCUGAGUGGUGUCACACAGCAAGUGCCGGCAGAUAAAAAUUGCUUGUGAGGCACUAAUACAUGUGUUGGCAAGUGUUGGGGGCUUUGCAUUUGAUGCCUUAAAAUGUUCCUAUAGCAGAUGGCGACUAACAAUGAAACUGAAAUUCACUGUCUUACUGGUCAUGGCACCUAAUUUACUGUGCAGUUCAGUGUAGUUUUAUAAGCUGUCUUGAAUACAUGUUUUUUUUUUUCUUGAGCAAUUUGUUAAUUCCCAUGAAAUUUUGUCAGUAGUUCUCAGUAUCUAUUUUCUGUAUGAAGGAUUACUAAUGUUAUCUGCUGAGUGAUAACAGUUCAUCUGUUGUGUUUUGAGCCUUUACUAGUGUUUUUGUUUUAUUUUAUUAUUUAAAAUUCCCAAGAAACAUGGUAGGGCAUUGUUAUCACAUGCAAUAUGAAAGCAUACUAUACACCAGCCAUUAAGCUAAGUCUGGGUAACUAGACGUUCAGAGACCUUCAGAAGCAGCCUCAAGCAGCAACGAGUUAAUCUCAGUUAUGGGCAAUAACGCUUGAUAAGCUUAACUAGGCACGCAAGUAUGUGCUACCUCUAGGUAAAGUGAUUGGCCCCACAAGAGCCCUGAAAGUUAAAUAACCCGUAAUUUCAUGCACUCUAUUUUGUCCCCUGCAUGUGCACUUUGUGACAAUAGCAAACACAGGUGCAAUUUUCAUGCUUCAUUUGCAAACUCUGUGCUAUUUUAAAUGCACAUUGCUCCCACAAUAAUAAACUUAAGUGUGCACAACUCACAACUACUCGCAAGCCUGUUUUUCCGCUGUGCACUAUAUGUUGCUCACAAAAGCUGACCUUUUUCAGUUAAAUCUGAAUUUCAGAAAAAGUUAGGCACACCUUUCCAGUUAUAUUUCGAAUUGAAUAUUCCGAACACUAUAUAGAAACAAGUGCUUCUAGCUCAACUAUCAACACUUGACUGGCAUGAGAGACAAUGCACCCACGAGGUGGAUGUGACGCAUCUUUAAAUUAAAAGCAAACAUUGGAGCCUUGGGGUCGCAGCUGGAGUACAGAUGGUGGCCCUCCAGUGAUUGUUGAGCUUCUUUUCCAUGCUUGUAGUCUGUAGCCUUACAUUGACGAUGGCUUCCUAAACUUGUGCCCAAAAGGGAAGCAAAGAAAUGCAGAAAACAUAUUCAAAGGUAAAUAACGCUAGCAUAGAACACAAUAAGCAAAGUGAUUAGAAUAUCGACAGCCAAGUGUGAAAUGCAUGAAAAAGUACCUUGUUUGGGUUCAUGCACUUGUUGCGGCAGUUUUACUAAAGAAUUCUUUCUUGCUGAUGUCAAAGUUGACAAAGGGGUUAGCGGCUUUCGCAUCGCGAGAAAUGGCCGAAAAGUCCAUUUUUUUGUAAAUCACAUUUUCAGUUUAACUAUUUUUCUAUCCGAUUCCGAAAUAUCACAGACUCGUCGCAAGGCGCAUUUCUCAGACUUCAAAUUUGGUGCUUCAGCUAUCUCCACCAUACAGAUACGAGCGCACAAAAGGCAAAUGAUUAUUUCAUAAUUUCAUCAUCAUAUCCUUAGCAGUGAGCUCAUUCUCGCACAUACUCAGCUGUCAUCUCGAGUUGAUCACCAUCAUAAAGUAAGAGGCACUUUUUGUCACACAAACAGGUUUUUAUAUUAAUUUAUUCCACAUACAACGAACGACUGGAACCACCUUCCUGAUGCUAUUGUAUAAAUCGAAGACAGUGCACCUUUCCGCCGAACCUUGUUUGCUUUUUUUCAACUGUGAUCGUGCACGUGGCCACAUGUGAUGUAUUUGUGCAUGCGCUGUCGCGCCGUAUUUUGCUUUUGUCCAGUUCAAGUGUCACUGGGUUUAUAUAAUUUUAAUGUCAUAGUAUUCUUGUUAUUUGAGUGCUUAAUGAUUACGUUCGCUGCACAUGUCGCUUACAUCAUAUAAAUUUGUUGUAAUCAUUGUUGUUGUUUUUCGCAUGUAUCCCACUCUCCUCUAUAAUGCCUUGGCACUUGAGGGAAUUCGAAAUAAAUAAAAAGUUGA
Messenger RNA from Dermacentor silvarum, 4717 nucleotides. RefSeq lists its product as uncharacterized. Gene Ontology annotation, cellular component: plasma membrane signaling receptor complex; cytoplasmic side of plasma membrane. Bases 645 to 1718 code for a protein of 357 amino acids. Gene Ontology annotation, biological process: protein K63-linked ubiquitination; positive regulation of JNK cascade; regulation of canonical NF-kappaB signal transduction. The record is from RefSeq and is a predicted model, not a curated record. NCBI's taxonomy places the organism in Eukaryota, Metazoa, Arthropoda, Arachnida, Ixodida, Ixodidae. Gene Ontology annotation, molecular function: ubiquitin protein ligase binding; tumor necrosis factor receptor binding. The transcript is spliced from 2 exons.